Messenger RNA from Meleagris gallopavo (turkey), 2009 nucleotides. Lineage: Eukaryota; Metazoa; Chordata; Aves; Galliformes; Phasianidae. The record is from RefSeq and is a predicted model, not a curated record.
CCUGGUUUGACAGCCGCUACGACGGCGCUGUGUCCCCGGUGUGGACCAAGGAGAACAUGGAGCUGCCGCCAGACGUGCAGCGGUGGUGGAUGAUGCUGCAGCCCCAGUUCAAGUCCCACAACACGCAGGAGGUGCUGAACAAGCUCUUCCAGAUCGUGCCAGGGGAGAACCCUUACCGCUGGCGCGACCCGCGCCGCUGCCGGCGCUGCGCUGUGGUCGGCAACUCAGGCAACCUGCGUGGCUCCGGCUAUGGGCACGAGAUUGAUGGGCACGACUUCAUCAUGAGGAUGAACCAGGCACCCACGGUGGGCUUUGAGGGGGACGUGGGCAGCCGGACCACGCACCACUUCAUGUACCCUGAGAGCGCCAAGAACCUGCCUGCCAACGUCAGCUUUGUGCUGGUGCCCUUCAAAACCUUGGACCUGCUCUGGAUCGCCAGCGCCCUCUCCACUGGCCAGAUCAGGUUCACCUACGCGCCCGUGAAGCCUUUUCUGCGUGUGGACAAGGAGAAGGUACAGAUCUACAACCCUGCCUUCUUCAAGUACAUCCACGACCGCUGGACGGAGCACCACGGGCGCUACCCCUCCACCGGCAUGCUGGUGCUCUUCUUUGCCCUCCACGUCUGCGACGAGGUGAACGUCUUCGGGUUCGGCGCCGACAGCCGGGGCAAUUGGCACCACUACUGGGAGAACAACCGCUACGCCGGCGAGUUCCGCAAGACCGGGGUGCACGAUGCCGACUUCGAGGCACACAUCAUCGACAUGCUGGCCAAAACCAGCAGGAUUGAGGUCUACCGGGGCAAUUAACUGAGGGCUGGUGGCCGCGUGUCCUCCAGCUCCUCACCCCAGCACUGCCAGAGCUGCCCCAGCUGCUGUUGGGUGCUGGCAGCCGAUGGGGUUCUGAGCUCUCGGCAGACUUUGUGUGGUUUGGGGAGUUUUGACUUGAUGUUGUUAGUAUUAAGGAACCCGCUUCAGCCGAGUGAGGAUUUGUAGACGUCGCCAGCGACCAGCCGGCCAGGGGAGCGCCGGACUUGUAACUCUUACAGUCAAACCAAAUGCUGCUCUUUUUAAAACAAGAACAAAAAAAAACAUACAAAAGCCCCCAAACCCGGCGACUUUGGGGAGAGCUCGAGCCCGGGAUGAGGGCAGGGUGACAAUCAGCAGCAGGCCGGGUCAGCUCCCCAACAGCAGGACACAAAGUGGCCGCUGCUCUGUCCUUCCGUCGGAGGUUUUCUCCCCCUUUGCUUCUCCCGUCCCUCUAUGGCUCUCGGGAAGGGGUCCGGACUCUCGUGGUCCUCUCGGUCAGAUGCUCCCCGUGUUGUGUCGGGGAGUGGGAUAGGAGGGAUUUGGGAGGGCAGGGAGGGGGGCAAAAGGCAGCUGAGAAACCCGAGCGCCUGGUGCAGGUGACAGCGCGGUAAGGCACAGAUGCGUGCGCCCAUCCCUCGCCAUCUGGGCUCCCCUUCGCCUCGGGGACAGGAGCAGGUUAGGAUAGCUUUAGCAGGUGAGUGAAACACAGCCGGGGGGGUCAUUUCUUAUUUCCCUUUUGCUACAGACAGACAGCUCUGGCCAGAAGCUGCAAUCCCAAAGCGCGUGGUGUUGGGGGACAGUGGCUCGGUGUGGGGCUGAGGUGCUGGAAGCUGCAGCAAUGACCGAGGGGUGAUGCGCAGGGCUUGGGGGCGAACUGCCCUUUUCUGUUUGGCUUCUCUCUACGUUUCUCUGCUUUGGGAGUGUUUUCUUUUUUGAGGUUUCUCUCUGCGGUCGCGAGACACCAGGUCUGUGCUGUGCCUGCUGCUGGGGGCCCCACGGCAGCCCCCGAGGCGGCAGUGUGAUGGGGAGCCCCAGCCCACACCUUUCCACCGCCUCGGGUUGGUGUUGCCUUCUUCUUCUGGGGGAAGAAAACCACAAAAAUCACACAACCACAAGCAACAACGAGUGCCUUGACUAUCUGCCGCCGGCUGCGCUGCCCUGCGAGCACGGGGGUCGGGAUGCACACAGCAGCAUUCCCAGCCC